This is a messenger RNA of Cordyceps fumosorosea ARSEF 2679, 669 nucleotides long. Its product is annotated as Phospholipase A2. The transcript has a single exon. Gene Ontology annotation, biological process: arachidonate secretion; phospholipid metabolic process. The record is from RefSeq and is a predicted model, not a curated record. Lineage: Eukaryota; Fungi; Ascomycota; Sordariomycetes; Hypocreales; Cordycipitaceae. Gene Ontology annotation, molecular function: A2-type glycerophospholipase activity. Bases 1 to 669 code for a protein of 222 amino acids.
AUGAAGCUCUCCCUCCUCGCUGUCCUUGCCGCCACCGGCGCCGCCGCUCUGCCCACCAGCGACUCUCCCGCCCACGCCGCCCGCGCUGCACUCGAAUCCCGCGCCACCACCUGCAGCGUCGCCGCCACCGACAAGCUUAUCUUCAAGGCGUCCAUGGCAACCUUCCAAAAGGCGCGCCGCGACAAGAACCCCAGCAAGUGCAACUGGUCCUCGGACAAGUGCUCCUGGUCACCGGACAAGCCCGCCGGCUUCAACUUCGUGCCCAGCUGCGAGCGCCACGACUUUGGCUACCGCAACACCAAGAGCCAGGGCCGCUUCACCAAGGCCAUGAAGACGCGCGUCGACGACAACUUCAAGAAGGACCUGUACAACUACUGCGCCCAGUUCUCCGGCCUGGCCUCGCUCAAGGGCGUCGAGUGCCGUCGCAUCGCCGACACGUACGUUUUCUUCGUGCGCAAGUUUGGCAAGCGCGACGUGCCGAUCGAAUCGGCGGAAGAGGAACAGGCGGCGGCGGCGGCGGCGGCGGACGAGGGGUUCACCAAGAAUGAGGGCAGCGUGCUAGAUAUCGAGCUGGAUGACGACAUCGAGGGGCAGGUGAUUCCAGAGAUUGAGGAGAAGGGCGAAGACGUUGACGAUCUCGAUGCCUGGUUUGGUCCGGAUGAGGAGUAG